UGAGCCAGCCGAGCUCCCCGUCCUCCAGACCCGCGCCGACACUCCGCCCGUCCCCCUGACACACCACCAUGAAGAGGCAAAACGUGCGGACCCUCGCCCUCAUCAUCUGCACCUUCACCUACCUGAUAGUCGGUGCCGCGAUCUUCGACGUGCUGGAAUCCGAGAAGGAGACGACCCAGAAGAGGGAGCUGGACCUGCGCAAAGCGGACCUGCUCAAGACGUUCAACUUGUCCGCGGAGGACUUUGACGAGCUGGAGAAGGUGGUGCUGCAGCUGAAGCCGCACAAAGCCGGGGUGCAGUGGAAAUUCGCCGGCUCCUUUUACUUCGCCAUCACUGUGAUCACGACCAUAGGAUAUGGCCAUGCAGCCCCCAGCACAGAUGGAGGGAAAGUGUUCUGCAUGCUCUACGCCCUCCUGGGCAUUCCUCUCACCUUGGUCAUGUUCCAGAGCGUUGGUGAGCGGAUCAACACUUUUGUCAGGUACCUGCUCCAUCGCCUGAAGAAGUGCCUUGGCAUGAGGCGUACUGAGGUCUCCAUGGUCAACAUGGUGAUCAUCGGAUUCAUUUCCUGCAUGAGCACACUGUGCGUAGGGGCGCUGGCCUUCUCCAACUUUGAGGGAUGGAGCUUCUUUCAUGCUUACUACUACUGCUUCAUCACGCUCACCACCAUCGGCUUCGGGGACUAUGUAGCGCUGCAGCAUGAGCAUGCCCUGCAGACCAAGCCGGACUACGUGGCCUUCAGCUUCAUCUACAUCCUGACGGGCCUGGCCGUGAUCGGAGCCUUCCUGAACUUAGCAGUGCUGCGGUUCAUGACCAUGAACGCCGAGGACGAGAAGCGGGAUGCAGAGCAGAGGGCUCUCCUCGCUCACAACGGUCAGGCGGGUGGACACAUCCACUGUUCUGUAGACCCGGCCUCCCCCUCCUCUACGCCGUCUGGGUGCGGCGGAGGGAGUGCAGUUGGAGGCAGCGCUGGAGGGGCAGCGAGCCGGGGUCUACGCAACGUUUACGCUGAGGUGCUCCACUUCCAAUCCAUGUGCUCCUGCCUUUGGUACAAGAGUAGAGAGAAGCUGCAAUACUCAAUACCCAUGAUCAUCCCGCGUGACCUCUCCACCUCGGACACCUACAUGGAGCAGGGAGAGGCAUUUUCCAACCCCCUGCACUCUAACGGCUGCGUGUGCAGCCUGCAGCGCCACUCGGGCAUCAGCUCAGUCUCCACUGGUCUGCACAGCAUCAACACCUACAGAAGACUCAAUAAACGCAGAAGCUCCAUCUAAUCCAGGAGGCCUUCAUGCAACAAGGUCAAGUCCCACUUGUGUGCACCAUGUGGUGAGAGAGGGCCCUUCUAUGUGGUACUAGAUUGGCUGUGGACAUCAGGGCGACAGCUCCAGUCCUUAAGAGACGCAGUACUCCUGAUGUUUGCUUCUUUCUGCCACUGAUGAGCCUGGUGCUGCAGCCUCCAGACUCUGGCCGUGUAUUUAACCUCCAUUAGCUAAGCACAAACCAUUUAGGACCAGCAUCAUUACUGAUGUCACUGAGAAAUAAUGCUAAUGGUUGUUUAACAAGCAUUCGUUACACCAACUCAGAAACUGUUGCUGUUAGAAGACAGGGGAAAAAAACACGUGCAGCUCUCUCUGCACCUGAAUUCUAAUGUUAAAAGUCAUAACAUUGAAUUCAGAUUUUUUUUUGUCCAUUACACAGAUUUUCAUGUAUGAAAUAUGAAAAGGGACAAAGUACACUGUGAGAUAUGCUUUUAAGAAGGAUGGGGGGGUGUAUUAACUGUAUAUAAAUUCCCCACUAAGAAAUAUUUUGUUGAAUAAUCCUAAAUCCACUUUUUCCAGAAAGACUUUCCAAAAGGACUCUUUGGUUGUAAGUAUUACUCUCACCUCAGUGAAAUUAAAAUGUGUAUAUAUUUGGACACUUCACUAGUAGGAGUUAUUGAGGGAAAAGCAUAUUUUUUCAAAAAUGUUGUCAGUGUCUUCUCCUGUGUGUCUGUAACUGAAGUUCAGGUUCAAGCCAAACUUUCUGAUCUGUUUUCAUCUUUUUUUCCUCCCGUGGGAAAACUCAUAUUAAUGGCAAUUAAAUGAUUAAAUUAGAAUGAUAGGCUGAAAUGUCUCGGUGGAGGACGGGGACAUGUUGAACAGUGUCUCUCACCACUUGGCGUCCUCGCCGACCCUUUCAGACCUCACUGUUGUGUUCUGUACGAAUCACUAACAAUUUAUUUUUCAUGGUUUCUCCCUGUACAUCAAACAGUUUUGCUUUCCUUGUUGCUCGUCAUAUGUUUUCAUAUAGCACAACUAUAUUCUGAUAGUUUAACUAAGAGCAUGUCAGCUCACUUUGUGCAUCGUAGAGAGUCAUAUCUUAUUCACUGCUGCACCUUAGAAGACUGUUGUAUAUGCUUUCGGACACUGGAAAUCAGUGCACUAUUUUGUUUCAUUUUUUUAUUUAAUGGAAUCACAUUAUGUUUUGUUAUGUAAAUGAUCCGCCCUAAAUAAUUCUUACUUGUGUUAUCAGUCCGAGUUGUUUGACUUGAUACUCUGUGUUAUUAAUGAUUGAGAAUAAUAGCAGUACACCUCACUAAUAAAUGGCCUCAGAGUUUGCACCUCAUGCACUUAGGGGGCCUUUGCUCCAGCCCCACCUAAACACACUUGAUUCAGCCAACUGAGGUCUUUAUGCAGUGUUUGUUCUUGUCCUAGACCUCUGAAGGAGUUCUCUUACAUAAUCUUCAUUGUAUUUUAUUUUUGUAGUUUGACUUUACAGUGUAUCAACAUUUUAGUAGUGUCACGUUCAUUUCCGUCACAUUUUCAUCUUUUUUUUUUCUACUGGAACGUUCUAAUACUGCAACAUGCCUGUUAACAGUGUUCAGCAUCUCUCAUGACCUGAUAGAGGGACUGCAGUUGGCUGUGUGUGUGGCUAUACAUUUACAGUUUGUUUUUUCUGUAAUCAUAAUAAAAUAUGGUUUAAUUUAAAACAAUGGUUAAUUUGAGUGUCAUCUAGUCUAAUAAUCCUGAUCUUGUUAUUAAUGGUGAAAUAUACGUUCAUUUUAUUUUUGGCCAUUCUGUAUUUGAUGUUAUUAAUGUUGGGUUUUCAUCAACACAUACUGUAGGUGUAUUGAAUAUGACUGUUAAUCAUUCAAUUUGCUAAGAAAUCAACCAUUCAAACAGAGCCAAGGCCUGCUGGAAGCGAGCCUUCGCCUGACAUUUUUGCAUCAUGUCA
This is a messenger RNA of Chelmon rostratus (copperband butterflyfish), 3210 nucleotides long. RefSeq names its product potassium channel, subfamily K, member 3a (gene kcnk3a). Gene Ontology annotation, molecular function: potassium ion leak channel activity; open rectifier potassium channel activity. The transcript has 2 exons. Bases 69 to 1271 code for a protein of 400 amino acids. NCBI's taxonomy places the organism in Eukaryota, Metazoa, Chordata, Actinopteri, Chaetodontiformes, Chaetodontidae. Gene Ontology annotation, cellular component: membrane. Gene Ontology annotation, biological process: stabilization of membrane potential; potassium ion transmembrane transport. The record is from RefSeq and is a predicted model, not a curated record.